Molecule: messenger RNA, 1231 nt
Organism: Zophobas morio
Lineage: Eukaryota; Metazoa; Arthropoda; Insecta; Coleoptera; Tenebrionidae
Exons: 4
Coding region: 458-1231 (257 amino acids)
Source: RefSeq, a predicted model, not a curated record
ACUAGUCGGCCAUGCUUAGGGAAGGAUAAGUGUCGGUUCUGCUUGACAAGUUUGAAAUACCUCGGAUAUGUAAAGCGAAUUUUCGCGACUAACUAAGUAAGUUACGGUAUCUUAUUACGUGUAACAUAAACAUUUUCGCUUUGGAAAGGUAUCAGAGGAGAAGGUGUUGUGACGUCAUAUCGACCUUACCAUGAACAUACUGGCACUAACGGCCUAACGUUGCAUGUAUCUCGCGGUAACCAAAGGUAGAUAUGUCAAAUGGGUCUAAUGUGUUUCAAGUUUUGUUAGGUUAUUUUCUUUGCCGCCUAAUAAAUUAAUUUGCGUUCUGAGACUGAUUGAGUGUUGAUGGUGCAAUUUUAUAUUAAUUUGUGAAAAAAAAAUGUGUUCGUCAACAGAAGGUCAACUUAUUAAAACAAGUUUUAACACUAAUUAAUGUCACAAGUUGCAUUUUGUAGACAUGAUAGUUGAACCAGAAGCUAAUGAAGAAGAGAACUUGGUGGAGAUUUCUAUAAAUAGUAAGGGAGAAGACUACUCGUGUGUAGUCCCAUUACAUAUUGCCCAGAUUCUAUUAAAUGAUCAGGAACGAGCCGAUGCGUUUAUCGAAGACCAUAUUGAAAAUGUUACAAAUAAUGGAAACGACGACGAUAUUGAAAAUGUUACAAGUAAUGAAAACGACGACACACAACUUGCGAAUGUUUGGUAUACCAAAAGCAGACCCACAGUAAAAUGUAUGACUGCCACCAGCAAAUUGUUGGAGCUUCGAUUAAGAUUAAAAGACAACUUUAAUGACAAAAAAACUCAUAAGGAAACCUUAUGGCAACAAAUUGUCAAAGAAAUGCGCGAAGCAGGGUUUAAUGUGGACGCAAAAAAAUGUAAACAAAAAUUCGCAAAUUUGCAGAAAACUUAUAUUAAGUGUAAAGACCAUAGGCGCAAAACAGGCACUGAACGAAUUAAUAACCCCCCAUUUUAUUUUGAGCUGGAUGCGAUUUUAGGGGAGAAACAUAAAUGUCAUCCUCAAAAUUUACAAGACACUGAAGGUGAAGACUCCAGUACUAGCAUUUAUGACGAUCCCACACCAAGUACAAGCAGUACUACCAUGGCAAGCACUGAUAGUCAAGUAAAGGAAAAGAUAGGCAUUAAAAAUCGAUUUAAGAAAGUAAAGCAUGGUAUUAAGCCAAAAACAUCCAACCAAAUAUAUCUAGAAUUCUUAACAAAACACUUACAACAAUAA